AUGCCCAGAAACAACAAGCACAUUUCACAUCAUCUCACUGCUGAGGAUGAUGACAACACCUCAGCACCUGCUUCCACUGAGACCGUUCACACAGGCGUUCAACACAAACUCCUCUCUUCAUCCAUUCCUCUCGUCUUUCAAAAAUCAACACGGAUUAAAGGAAAGAACAAGUAUUGGCAAUUUUUCAUCUCUUCCACACCAGCCCAUCACAUGUCCGAUUCUGACAAUGAUCACGAACAACAACAACAAACUCAUGAAACACAACAACACUUUUCAAAUUCCUUCUAUAUUUUCUCUCGAUAUGGCACUACGACUUUACAUCCACAAACACAUCACAUUCGAACCACGAAAGGUAUUUCCUAUCAAAAAGAAUUUCCUUCCGAAUUACAAGCUCAGAAAGAAUUAUUAAUUCGAAUUCAUGGUAAACUCAAGGAAGGAUAUCAAUGGGUCUAUGAGAGAAAGAAACGAAAAUUUCCAAUGGAAACACUUGUGAAUUUGGUCAAUGAUCAAAUUCAGCAUCAAUUCGAACUGUUUCAAGAAUUGUCUCGAGCUCUUUUAAAAUCACAACGUAAUCAACAACAACAAAUCCCUCGAUCGAAUUCAGAAUCAUUGAGUGAAACACAUCUUCCUCAACAUUUGAGAAACAUUUCACUUCCAAGAGAAUACCCUAAUUUACCAACAUUGAAUCGAAAGUCACCAGUGAAGCGAAAGAAGGUGCCAUCUUCUUCAUCUAGCCAUUGCUCAGAUAAGGUUCCAAUUAUUGAAUUUUCUUCAGAGAGUGAGGAUGAAAUGGAAGAUGAUGAUGAUGCUAGGUCAUUGCAUUCUUCACCUCCAAGAGUCGCAAGACGAAGAAGAACAAGUAGUACUACUUCUCCAAGAUCUUUGAAAAACACUAAGAGAAAUUCAUCAAUGAAAAGAACACACAAAGAAGUGAAUUCUUGUUCAUCCAGUAGUGAAUCUGAACAGCAUUCCGAAGAAGAAGAAACAAUAACGUUAUUGGCUCCUUCUCAUGAAAGAACCAACAAGAAACAAAGUAAGGUUUCUCCUCAAAAGAAAAAAACAAAACGUAAUGAGAAGGAACCAUCCUCUUAUCUGGGAGAAGAUCAAUUCUCAGAAGAAACAUCUGCACACAUUCCAACCAUUCUUUUGACUCCAAUCAAGAACAAGAACUCACAAUCUUCUGUUGCUACUACAAGUACAAUCACCCCUCUAAGACUCUCUCCAAUUCCAUACCGAUCCCGAAGAGUAGAUUCUCAACAACAAGCCUCCACGACAUGGACCUCGCAAGAAGAAGGUCUCGAUCAUGAUUCUUCAGAUGAUGAUGACGAUGAACACGAUAAUCAUGAAUUCUAUGGACAAAUUAUUCCAACAACUCCCGAGAGAUUUAAAUCUACGGACACUCCUGUUGGGGAGAAUGAGGCUCCUACCAGUUCCAAUGUUACUCGACCACUUUCAGAUAUUGAUUCUGGAAGUGAUCGAGAAGAUUCCAUGCUUGAACAUUUAUCAUUUGGAGGUUUUGGAGAAGAUAUGCAAGACAUUUCAUAUUCCUCUACUAAUAUAGAUCACACAUCUUCGGCCUUGGUUCAAGAACUGGAAGAAAAGAUUAAAAAACUCUCUCAAACAAUCACAAUAGAAACAGAACGAGCAAAUGCAUUGGAUUUGGAAAAGAAUUAUUUGGAGAAGGAAAUGUAUCAAUUAGUGGAAUUGCAUCAAAAUACACUUUCAGAGAAGGACAGAAAGCAUGAAGAGGAAAUUUCAUCAUUGAAAUUACGAAUUGAGGAAUUGAGCCAUUUUGCUGAAGCACGACAAGAGGAGCUAUUGCGAAAAGAAGAAGCAUUGAGGGAAUUGGAAAAGAAACUGGAGGAAGAAAGAAUUCAAUUGAAUCAACAACGUGAAAUGACAGAAAGUAUGUCACAAGAUUUAUCGUACCGUCUUGAGCAGGUUCGAAAUAGAGAAUCACUAUUGGAAAUGAGGGAAAAGGAAUUACAAGAGAAGAUGAAACAGCUCGAGAGCGAACAAAUACUUUUGAAUAUUGAAAGAAGUUCAUUACGUGAGCAAGUGAAUACUUUCGAGACAGAGAAAGUCAGUUUCAUGCAAGAUAUGGAGCAUAAGAAUACAAUGUUUGAAAAAGAAGUGACAAUUCGAUUCCAAAAUCAGCAACAAGAACUCGAAGUUGAGCGGCAACGACUUUCAAGUGAACAUCAAGAAAACAUGCAACGGUUAAAUCAAGAAAAAGAAACACUGAGAGCUAAUCAAAUGGAAUUUGAACUUACAAAAUCAUCCAACCGUGAAUGGUAUGAAUCCAAGCGCAGAGAAAUUGCUGAAAAGGAAUCUGAAAUUGAAAACAAGCGCUAUCAAUUGGAAAAACAACUCGAGUCUCUGACCGAUCGUGAAUAUUCUCUACAUUUACAAAAACAACAGCAUGAAGAGCUUAUUUUCAAGAGAAAUUCUGAUCUCGAUAUUAGAGAGAACUCUUUCCAAACAGAAAAGGAAAAAUUCGAAAAAGAACGUCACGCUUUCAAUCAACUUUUCGAAAAGAGAAUGCAGUAUGAGAAUCGUUGUCAACAGUUAGGACUGGCUCUCUCUCAAAAACAUACAGAAUUUCAAUCAGCCCUGUCCAUAUGGCUCUCUGCAUUGAACAAUUCUGAGGAAACUGUUGACGACAACCAAAAUGAUCCAAGAAUGUUAUUCUCUGGAGCAAAUUUAGAUAGUGAUGUGUAG
Naegleria lovaniensis is the source of this 2721-nucleotide messenger RNA. RefSeq lists its product as uncharacterized. Bases 1 to 2721 code for a protein of 906 amino acids. The record is from RefSeq and is a predicted model, not a curated record. The transcript has 2 exons. NCBI's taxonomy places the organism in Eukaryota, Heterolobosea, Eutetramitea, Acrasida, Naegleriidae.